This is a messenger RNA of Camellia sinensis, 1034 nucleotides long. RefSeq names its product putative germin-like protein 2-1. The record is from RefSeq and is a predicted model, not a curated record. Gene Ontology annotation, molecular function: manganese ion binding. Lineage: Eukaryota; Viridiplantae; Streptophyta; Magnoliopsida; Ericales; Theaceae.
UGGUUACUUAUUUCCCAUCUCAUCAAAUCUUUCAACUCUCAAAAGAAGAUUGCUUCAUUCUCAACAAGAAGAAGAUUUUUAGUUUCCAAAAUGGCAUCACAAUUUGCUCUGUUAUUAGGAUUAUUGGCUAUAACUUGUUCGGUUGCUUUUGCAUCUGACAAUAAUCCUCUUCAAGACUUCUGUGUUGCAGACAACAGUAGCUCAGUGCUAGUGAAUGGUUUGGUGUGCAAGGAUCCAAAGCUUGUAGAAGCGAAUGACUUCUUGUUUAGAGGCCUACACUUAGCAGGCAAUACAUCGAAUGCAGUUGGAUCGAAGGUGAAUUUAGUAAAUGUUGAACAAUUUCCAGCGCUUAACACUCUUGGCAUUUCCAUGGCCCGCGUUGACUACGCACCAUUGGGCAUCAACCCUCCCCACAUACAUCCUCGGGCCACUGAAAUUUUGACUGUAAUUGAAGGGAGCCUACAAGUAGGGUUUGUCACCUCUAACCCAGAAAAUCGUUUCAUCACAAAGCUACUUCAGAAGGGUGAUGUGUUUGUAUUCCCGAUGGGUCUUAUCCAUUUCCAGCGUAAUGUUGGACAUGGUAAUGCACUAGCCAUUUCAGCACUUAGCAGUCAAAAUCCUGGUAUUAUUACCAUUGCAAAUGCUGUCUUUGGGUCAAAACCUGCAAUCUCUAGUGAUCUUCUCUCAAAGGCUUUCCAAGUGGAUAAAAAUAUAAUUGUUCGUAUGGAGUCUCAAUUCUAAACAUUCAUUCCAAAGCAACAAAUCAAGAAGAAGAAUGUCUAGACCAUUUGUUUCAAGAUUUUAGAAUUUUUAUAUUUUACUUUAUUGUUUGGCAAGUUGAUUUGUUAUUUUUUACCAGAACAAUAGUCUAGGAAGGUUGAUUUGUUAUUCUUUGAUUGAUUUUUCAAAAUAUAAGUAAAAGAAUGUAAUAAGUUUGUAAACUUCAUUACUUUUACAGCUUAGAUUAUUCUGAGUUUGUUAAAUAUUUAAUUGUUUUUAGUGUAUAUCAAGAUUUGAUAUAUCUGGAUAUUAUU